Molecule: messenger RNA, 1887 nt
Organism: Plenodomus lingam JN3
Lineage: Eukaryota; Fungi; Ascomycota; Dothideomycetes; Pleosporales; Leptosphaeriaceae
Source: RefSeq, a predicted model, not a curated record
AUGUCUCAGAUCAGGCAACUAGGCGCUGAAUACAUUGUGCCUAGCACCCCGCAAUCAAACGCUUCCCUAGACUCGACUUGCAGCCGUGGUAUCAAGUCCAUACUUCCCCCAAGCUACUCUCCAACCAUUGACAUUCUCCCACCUGUCAACAAUCCAGCAACCAUGACCACUGCGGCUCUAAAAUACUCGAAUCACGAGUCUACCAGCACCAGUAGUGAUAGCAGCAGUAGCAGUACCAGCAGCACUGAUACAUCAGCAUCCGCACGUUCGUCAACCAGCAACGCGUCCCAUGCAUCAUCGCUGUCAGCAUCGAGACCAAAACCAACACGACACUCCAAUCCGACAGUCUCAAACUCGUCAGCAUCCAAACUCAACGCGAGAUCUUCGCCGCCAACGGUGCGUUUUACGGAGCCUGAGCCUCUGCCAAGAUGUCGAACACGGUCAACACCCAUGUCCCUGAUCCGGCCACAGCCGGCUCAUUCAAGGUAUACAGUUCCGAGUCCGCUGCUCGCGUUGCAGUAUCAGAAUCUGAGGGUGCCGGAAAUGUCGAGUCCAGCGUUGAGCCUGCAAAAGGCGAGGGAGGAAAAGAUAUCGCGUGCUACGCCUCGUCCACAGAGUAUCCUCAUUACACGACCCAGACGGCUGUCCACACAGACUGUAAACACACGGACCAGCACCUCGACACUCCAUCCAUCAUCCACCAUGCCCUCAUCACGAUCAAGUCCAAACACGGAAUCAAGAACAUCCAAGGCCCCCCUCCCCAAUCGCGCUUCCGUCCCCAAUCUUAACCCCUCCCUCGCCCAUGGCUCCCGCGUGCACUCUUACACCUCCACACACUCUACCCAAUCCGCCCCAGCCAUCCUCUCCACGCCUCCCAAUCCCGCAAUCCCCCAAGGCCAAUAUGACCCCCUCCAACACUACAUCCCCUGCCUCUGGCCCGCGUGCUCAAAACACUACACCGCCGCCCACGCAGGCUCCAUGUACUACGUCCCACAGGGCCCCUUCUCACUCACCCGCCUACACGGCUACUGCCCCCGCCACGCCACCCAGGAACUCGCAGAAGCCAGCGCGCUCUGCAAGCGUGAGUGGGAGUUUCUCCGCCAGUCAGCAGGCCGCAAGACGUUGCCGCAGAUUGCAGCCGAGUUCGAGGCCUUUAUGAAGCAGUUCCGGAGUGCGCGCGCGGCGGACGAUGCGCAACUAUUGCAGGAGUUGAGGAGUCGCGUGGUAGGCGGUACGACGACGGCGACGACGACGACGGCGAAGGUCCAAUCACCCACAGCAGGGGAGAAAGCAAAUACCGCCAAGACCCGACCAAAAGUUCAAUUCGAUAUCUGGGACUGGCGCUACACGCCGCAUCGCUGCACGGCUGUAAAUUGUAAAGCAAACCCUUAUUCCCCUUACGCGAGCCACCUAUAUAUAUUUUACCAUUCCCCUCGCCCCUCUACUUUCAAACCGCUGCAUACACUGUGCCCGCGCUGUGCGAACCGGGAAGUCGAAGAUUUUGAGCGCAGGGUCAGUGAGAAGUGGAGUAGUAGGUGUGAUGGGUGGAAUGAGCAAGAAUGGGACGAGUGGUUGGGUAAUGUGGUGCGGGAUCGGGAAAUGGAUGCGGAGUUUACGGAAAAGGCGCAGGAAAAGAUGAUCAAAGACAAGGGAACAACGAGGAGAGUGGAGACAAUGGAGCAAGGAAAAAGGCCCGAGAAGGCUGCCGAGAAGGCGAGCGGACAGAUAAGCGAGAAGGUGGGAGAGAAGGCGAGCGAGAGAGUAGCCGAGAAGGUAGGCGGUGUUGGCGUCAAGGGGAAGAGAAUGUCCAUUUUUAAAAGGUUGAUUCAUUCAAGGAAAUGGAAUGCAAAGUUCAAUGGGUGGAUAAUCAUAAUACCAAGCGGUUGA